Molecule: messenger RNA, 1963 nt
Organism: Ctenopharyngodon idella (grass carp)
Lineage: Eukaryota; Metazoa; Chordata; Actinopteri; Cypriniformes; Xenocyprididae
Product: endoplasmic reticulum chaperone BiP-like
Exons: 7
Coding region: 182-1840 (552 amino acids)
Biological process (GO): protein refolding; endoplasmic reticulum unfolded protein response; cellular response to unfolded protein
Cellular component (GO): membrane; cytoplasm; endoplasmic reticulum lumen
Molecular function (GO): ATP hydrolysis activity; heat shock protein binding; misfolded protein binding
Source: RefSeq, a predicted model, not a curated record
UGUUGGAGUGUUCAAGAACGGCCGUGUUGAGAUCAUCGCCAAUGACCAGGGAAACCGCAUCACUCCAUCAUAUGUGGCCUUCACCACUGAAGGAGAGCGUCUCAUUGGAGAUGCUGCGAAAAACCAGCUGACCUCUAACCCUGAGAACACCGUCUUUAAUACCAAGCGGUUGAUCGGCCGCAUGUGGGGCGACUCCACCGUGCAGCAGGACAUUAAAUACUUUCCUUUUAAGGUUACUGAGAAGAAGAACAAGCCUCACAUCCAGCUGGAUAUUGGAUCAGGCCAAAUUAAGACUUUUGCCCCUGAGGAAAUCUCCGCCAUGGUUCUGACUAAGAUGAAGGAAACUGCAGAGGCUUACCUGGGACAGAAGGUCACACAUGCUGUGGUCACUGUGCCCGCUUAUUUCAAUGACGCCCAGCGCCAGGCCACCAAAGACGCUGGAACCAUCGCUGGUCUGAACGUCAUGAGGAUCAUAAAUGAGCCAACUGCCGCCGCCAUUGCUUACGGUCUGGACAAGAAGGACAGCAAGAACAUCCUGGUGAUCGAUCUGGGCGGCGGCACCUUCGACGUGUCCCUGCUCACCAUCGACAAUGGCAUGUUCAAGGUAGUGGCCACCAAUGGAGAUACUCACCUGGGCGGGGAAGAUUUCGACCAGCGCGUCAUGGAGCACUUCAUUAAGCUGUACAAAAAGAAAACCGGGAAGGACGUGCGCAAGGACAGCCGUGCUGUGCAGAAGCUGCGCCGCGAAGUGGAGAGGGCCAAGAGUGUGCUGUCCACCGAGCACCUGGCACACAUCGAGAUUGAGUCUUUCUUCGAGGGUAAAGACUUCUCUGAAACUCUGACCCGCGCCAAGUUUGAGGAGCUCAACAUGGAUUUGUUCCGCUCCACCAUGAAACAAGUGCAGAAGGCUCUGGAAGAUGCUGACCUGAAGAAGUCUGACAUCGAUGAGAUCGUCUUGGUUGGCGGCUCCACUCGAAUCCCCAAGAUCCAGCAGCUGGUGAAAGAGUUCUUCAACGGCAAAGAGCUUUCUGGAGGAAUCAACCCCAAAGAGGCCGUGGCGUAUGGAGCCGCCAUUCAGGCCGGAGUUCUGUCAAGACAAGAGGACACCGAGGACCUGGUGCUUCUGGACGUGUGCUCUUUUACCCUUGGCAUUGAGACCGUUGGAGGAGAGAUGACCAAGCUUAUUUCCAGGAACACCGGCGUGCCCAUAAAGAAAUCCAAGCCCUUCACUACCGCUUCUGACAACCAGCUAGCCGUGACCAUCCAAGUUUAUGAAGGUGAGCAUCCCCUGACCAAGGAUAACUAUCUUCUGGGAACCUUUGACCUGACCGGCAUCCGUCCUGCACCCAGCGGCGUCCCUCAGAUCGAGGUCACCUUUCAGAUCGACGCGAAUGGCAUCCUCCACGUCACGGCCGAGGACAAAGGCACGGGAAACAAGAACAAGAUCACCAUCACCAAUGCCCAUAACCGCCUGACACCCAAAGACAUAGAGCGCAUGGUGAAUGACGCAGAAAAGUUUGCCGAAGAUGACAAGAAGCUGAAGGAGCGCAUCGACGCCCGCAAUGAGCUGGAGAACUACGCCUACUCUCUGAAGAACCAGAUCGGCGACAAGAAGAAGCUCGGCGGCAAGCUGUCAUCCGAAGAUAAAGAGGCCAUCGAGAAGGCGGUCGAGAAGAUCGAGUGGUUGGAGUCUCAUCAGGAAGCAGAACUCGAAGACUUCCAGGCCAAGAAGAAGGAGCUGGAGGAGGUCGUGCAGCCCAUCGUGAGCAAGCUGUACGGCAGUGCGGGCGGCCCACCACCAGAAGAGGGCGACGAGCAGGGCGAAAAGGACGAGUUGUAGAUCGUCCAGUGACUCUGUUCAGUUGCGUCGAUGCCCUCGCCUCUCUAGAAGUGGCACUGGUGUACAUAUUGAACAUUUUAGUAUGAACUGGGUGACCAUGAAGCCACGGAUCUCUUCGGGAAA